Molecule: messenger RNA, 297 nt
Organism: Rotaria sordida
Lineage: Eukaryota; Metazoa; Rotifera; Eurotatoria; Philodinida; Philodinidae
Source: the annotation of a GenBank genome assembly
AUGGGAAUGAAAGAAAAUAAUUGUUUACACAUUGCUAGACCAUCGCCUACUGCUGUAGCAAAUCCGCUAGCUCCAUUAGAUUUUACUGAUUUUGCUGAAAUUUUUGAUGAAUUGUUACCUGAACCAACACGAGGACAGAAACGAAAACUAAGACAACGACGAGAGGAUCCACCAACACCAUCACUUCAAAGGCAAUCUCCACCAAUUAUACCAAGAAGAACAGUACCAUCAAGAGAUGCUACUGCUCUACUUCUUAAAGGAUCACUUCAUUCAUCAUCAAUUCUAAAUGAUAAAUAA